AUGGCGACCACACCAAGGCCUCCCUUCCUCUGCCCUCCUCCUCCCCCUCCCUUCCUAUACCCCCGCCCCCUUCCCCCACCCCGCUGCUGGCCACGGCGGGCGAGGAGCUGGGUGACCGAAGCUGCAGCUGGCCGAGGGCCAGGGACCAGGUCAAGGAGGAGAAAGGUCAGCAAGUUCACGAGGACGCAGCGAGAUAACGUAGAUGAAGAGAAAGGUUUGCAGGUUAGGGAAGACACGGGAAAACAGGUCAAGGAGGCGAAAGAUACACGAGAUCGAAAGCCACUCUCUGGAGAAGGACGCCAGAUCUCAUGUCCAACCCUGUCGAUUAAAUCAUCCCUGGUCUUCCGCAACCAAGUCCAUGGUCUUCCCCCUCAGUCCCUGGUUCUCCCCCAGUCUGAGACGGCGAGCGGACAAGCCAUCCUCCCCUCCGCUCCUCCGCCGCCGCCCCCCCCGCCGCCUCCUCCUUCCCCCCCCCCUCCCCCAUCCGGCCCGCGAGCGUCCCCAAACAAAGGUCCGGUUGGUGGCGCGGGGGGGAGGGGGAGGGGGGGCGUCCCAACUUCCGGCGAGGCAGAUGCGUCAGGAAGAUACGUAGAAAAAAUACUAAUAAGUGGAACGUGUACAAAAAAAAACGGAAAAAAAACGAGAGAAAUAUGA
Penaeus monodon (black tiger shrimp) is the source of this 654-nucleotide messenger RNA. Its product is annotated as formin-like protein 16. The transcript is spliced from 7 exons. Bases 1 to 654 code for a protein of 217 amino acids. The record is from RefSeq and is a predicted model, not a curated record. Lineage: Eukaryota; Metazoa; Arthropoda; Malacostraca; Decapoda; Penaeidae.